Messenger RNA from Hylaeus anthracinus, 6524 nucleotides. RefSeq lists its product as uncharacterized. The record is from RefSeq and is a predicted model, not a curated record. Gene Ontology annotation, biological process: cellular component organization. Lineage: Eukaryota; Metazoa; Arthropoda; Insecta; Hymenoptera; Colletidae. Gene Ontology annotation, molecular function: actin binding. The coding region runs from base 190 to 5559 and encodes 1789 amino acids. The transcript has 26 exons.
UGUCGCGCGCUCAUGAAACGCAGUUUCCGCGAAUCGGUGCUCGACGAAAAAAGUGUGUGCGCGCCACGACGUCGCGUGCUACUGCGAUAGGGAUGCCAAUCAAGCUAAGGACCAUCCACUCGGCGGUCAACCUGUUGAUUGGAUGAGAACAAAAGACUCGGGAAACGGACUUCCACAAAUGCAGUCAACAUGGAUUCCCACGUUGGUCUCGACUAUAUCGUCGACAAUCCUGAUUACUGCGUCAAGCUCGCCUCGGCGUUAGACACCGCCUGUCCCUCGGUGAAGAAACAAGUGGUGGAAUUGCUUUCCGCGCUUUGUGUUUACAGCCAGGAUGGGAGGCAGAGAGCCAUCGACACUCUCCACGCGUAUCAGGAAAAGAAAGGUGAGCGAUAUCGACUGCGAAUCGUGGUCGAUGAGCUCCAGAAAGCGACCGCUGAGGACUAUCAGACGGCCCUAUUAGCUUUUAUAAAUUGUUUGGUCAUCUCCACGCCGGUGCUCAAGGAUCGCAUACGAAUUCGCAACGAGUUCAUCGGUUUGAAGCUCCUCCCGAUCCUGAACGAGCUGCGGAAGAGCCACGCUCCGGACCUUACAGUGCAGCUCGACGUCUUCGACGACCAGCGCGAGACCGACGAGGAGUUGUCAAAUCACGGCCCGCCUGGAAUCGAUCUAUCCUCCCACGUGGACGUUUUCUACGCGAUUCUAGGACAAAUUGCAGACACCCCGCAAGAAAUACCAUUCCUGAGCAUUCUUCAACAUCUGCUGCGCCUGGAUCCCAAAGACGCCGCCAGCGACUUAGCAUGGGACACGGCUGAGACGCUGGUGCACAGAGCGACUCUUUUAGAAAAUCGAGAAGACGCCACCAAGUUGCUGCGAUCGCCUAGUCUUCAGACGAAUCUAUGCUGUCACUGCCGAGGCACCGAGCAGACGUGCGGAACGUCUCGAAAGGCAUCGUUACCGGUAAACAAUUCACCUCUGCCACCUUUGCCACCUCCGCCACCGCCUCCCGGUACCCUAACACCCAACUCCUCGAGCCAAGGCCUCGUUCUGCCGCCACCACCGCCCCCGCCGCUUUUUACCGCCAACGCUACCCAAGCCGAUGCAUCGAUGGAACCACCGCCCAUCCCGCCGCCGCUCCACGUGCUACCAGUCACACGGGCGCCCACCCCCGAGCCACCCAAUAAUCACGCGAGGCUCCUACCGCAACAGGAAAUACCCACCCCCAAGGCAAAGAUGAAAACCAUCAAUUGGAAUAAGAUACCCAACCACAAAGUAGUGGGCAAGCGAAACAUCUGGGCUCUGGUAGCCAACGACCACCAAAACUCUCCCAUGGCGGACAUAGACUGGGCAGAGAUGGAAGGUCUGUUCUGCCAGCAAGUGCCUCCAAUGUUGCCCGCUGCCUCCUGUUCCUCCUCCUACGGAAACAACUCGGAUGCUGAGAGACGACGACGGGAACCAACAGAGAUUGCGCUACUGGACGGUAAGAGAAGCUUGAACGUGAACAUAUUCCUGAAGCAGUUCCGAAGCUCGAACGAGGACAUAAUCCAGCUCAUAAAGGACGGCGGUCAUGACGACAUCGGCGCAGAGAAGUUGAGAGGCCUCCUGAAGAUCCUGCCCGAGGUGGACGAGCUGGAAAUGCUCAAGAGCUUCGACGGGGACAAGUCGAAGCUUGGAAACGCCGAGAAGUUCUUCCUGCAGCUCGUCCAAGUACCAAAUUAUAAACUACGCAUAGAGUGUAUGUUGCUGAAGGAAGAAUUUGCCGCUAACAUGGGCUACCUAGAACCGAGCAUCAACUCGAUGAUCCUCGCAGGUGAGGAUCUCAUGACGAACAAACCGCUUCAGGAGGUGCUUUACAUGGUUCUAGUUGCUGGGAACUUUCUCAACUCGGGUGGAUACGCUGGGAACGCUGCUGGGGUGAAGCUGUCCUCCUUGCAAAAGUUGACGGAGAUUCGAGCGAACAAGCCUGGAAUGAAUCUUAUACAUUACGUGGCUCUGCAAGCUGAGAGGAAACGGAAGGACUUACUCGAUUUCGCGAAGAGCAUGAACACGUUGGAAGCUGCUACGAAGACCACGACGGAGCAGUUGAACAACGAGUUCAACGCUCUGGAUACAAAGAUUAAGAAGAUCAAAGCGCAGAUCCAGCUUCCUUCCACGGAGAUCGACAUACAGGAACAAAUGGCUCAGUUCUUGCAGAUGGCAGAGCAAGAGAUGAGCCAGCUGAAAGGCGACAUGGAGGAGCUCGAAACUGUAAGGCGAUCCCUCGCUGAAUUCUUCUGCGAGGACACGAACACCUUCAAGAUCGAGGAGUGCUUCAAGAUAUUCCACCAGUUCUGUCAGAAGUUCAAUCAGGCUGUCGCGGAGAACGAAAGGCGAAGAAUCCAGGAAGAACAAGUCUUAGCGAGGCGCAAGCAACGAGAGGAACAGCUUUUGGCCAAGAAGCGAUUCCUAACGAAUCAAGCCGAGACGCCAGCCUCAGAAUCCGAAUGCAACCUAAUCGAUUACGGCCUCUUCGAUCUCCAUACCGGUUUACCUCAAAGAAAUUAUAGUCGCAACGAUGCCAAGAUUAAAAGAUUGCAAAACGGAGGAGUCACGUCGGACGAAGACGUCUCGAUCGCUGGAUCUCCGAGCAUUCGACGUCGCUUGGGGUCCUGUUCGGGGGGCACGGCCGAUCAACUGUCUACCAAAGAAGAAACAUACUCUCCAGAUGUUACGCCAAACGGUACUCUUCGUCGUCGCAGAAGUCGAAUACCCUGCGAGGACGACGAUGGCAACCUGAUGGACUUUUUGAGGACAUCGGGACAAGACAAUACACGCGAAAGGAAGUCUUGGGGUAGUUUAGAUCGGUCGUGGGCUCGAAGAACUCGAGGCCAAUCUCGCAGGAGCGAUCUUCUGAACGCCGAUUUCUCUGCUGACCGAGAGAGACCGAGCUCCCCGUCACCUUUGGUGGAGAACAAGCCUUUCCUGCAAGAAGAAGAAACAAAACCUGCUGGAAAAGCAUGGAGGCAGAAGAUCGAGGCGUGGCUGUCGGAGAACGAGAAGGAAGAUCGUGCGGGUGAAGAACUUCAAAGAAAAGCGAGACAGUUGCACCAAGCGAAUCGACGGUCCUUCGAAGACUCGGAAAGUGAAGGCAAGACGAACACACCGAACGAAGGUAAUUCCACGCACGAAGUUUACGACUCUGAAGUAUACGACUGGCGUCCGUCGGUGGAGAAGACGGACGUGAUGCGUACAAUGGAAGCUAUAGAAGAAGCCGAAACGCACCCGUCCCAGAAGGACAAAUCUCCUUGGCGGAAGUCUAGCUUGAACGUACCAAAUAGUAUGGAAGAGACUGACCCACGUUAUUCCCGUAGGCUAAGAUCGAGACUCAGCACAGAAAACAUCCUCACCUCCAGUACCUUGCAGUCGAUCAAAGAAGAGGACAGAAAGAAGAAGAUCAACGAUACCGUGAACCAGGAUCCUCAGGACGAACUAACGAUCUAUCUGCGCCAGCCCUACAGCAGCUCUCAGGUCUCUGGUUCGCGAAGGUUCUCCAAGUACAAGAGAGGCGAGGAGGAGAAAAUCAGCGACAAAAUCGAGAUCGAUUCGGAUAACAUUGAAACUCCUCCGGCGACCAGGAAGCUGUUCAGUCCUCCGAAGGAAGUAAAGCCAGUGGAGAAAGAGCCUUGCAAGAGGGAACGCUGCAACGGGUCCUUUCAAAGUCGAGACCUUAAAAACACGGUCGUGAAAAAUGCGAAUAGUAACGCAGACUUCGGUACAGGUAACUUCGACAGGUAUUCGGCGACAAGGAGGACUCGAAGAUACAAGAAGGUCCAGCAGGACACGCCGGAGAAGGAGCCCACCAAAGACAUCGCAGUUUCGGAGCCCUUCGAGGAGAAACCAGCCCAACGACCUCUCACUUUGCCACUGUCGGAAGACAAUCGGGACGAGGACAGCAUGCUUCGCGUCUGGCAGGACAAAUUGAAGCGUCGCGAGGCGUCCUCCUUCGACAUCGACGCCGCACUGGCAGACAUCACCCGUUCGGGCGAGGAUCUUCAACGGCUGUCGCGACCGAUAACUUUGACGCACAGAAGCUCCAGGCUCCCUGUCAGCCAACCACCGCCAGUUUUAGCAGUGACCAACACUGUCCUCAGCCCCGUAAUGCAAGAAUCCCGUCCACGAGAGCCAUCCUUGACAGUUCUCGCUGAGAGAGCCGUGACCAGUCGGGAACGGCAGAGGAGCAUGAUCGAUCCUAGUCAAGUGAAGGAGGCGAUAAGGUUGACGAACAAUCCACCUAGUCAGGUGAAUCAAAUUCAAAACGGUUCAUCGCGAGAUAGGGUGAUAACUCAGGAUUACAGGCCGUCUUUGAACUCUCGCCAGGACGAACGUAACGAGGAUCAGACCGAUCUGAUCGAGGAUCCAAAGAACAGGGUAGCGAACAGUGAUGUUUACAAAGAUCUCAGUGGCAGCCCUGAAAUUAAGCGAUUGGAAUCGAGUCGAGACGAGAUUAGAAUCCAACCACCUCAAUCUAUGGAUACCUCCGUGUUCCGCGGAAGGUUCGUUCCAGACAUAUGCGUCACGACUUCGGCCUCCUCCCCGUUGCCACCACCCUCAGCCAAGGGUAGAGAUCAAGAAAUGAACGACGAAGGCUUCGAGGAGACCCAGAGCUUAGUCUCCGAAACGUUGAGCCAGGAAACAUCAUCUGGCAACUACGAAACGGACACCCACGAUUCGACGCGAUGUUCACCAGCUGAAUUACGCUACUCUGGAAACGAUACCGAUCGCCCACGCCCUGCGAUCAUCGCCUGCGAGGAGCACGUUGACGAGAACAAGUCCAUCGACAAAGCGUUGACCUCCGUCAAAGGGUUCGAGAAACGAGCCAGCUCGAUGAGGAAGACAGGCGAGAAGACCAGCUUCCUACCUAAACGAACCAACAGUUUGAAGAGAGACGUUGCUCCAGGAAAGGCGGAUGCUAUACAAAGAAACUCGAACAUGACGUUUCCGUCGAGCAACCCGAGGAACGAGGUGGAGCGUUCAGGGUCAAGAAGCAGUUUGCGCAGCUCGCGAAGCUCUCUGAACAGCGCCACUUCGGUGAACACUGUGAAAAACUUGGUGCCGAAUCAUUCUCGCCUUCGCACUUACACCUCGGCGAUCUGUGCCCUGACCAAUGAUUUGAGGAAGAGUCCGUCGAACACCCCACUGCCGCCGAAAACCAUUGAGAAACGACGAGUGAACCCACGAUCCACCGUCACCAGGAUACCUGCCAGCAGGAGCAGCAGCAGCGGGAGCAGCGUUGGCCCUGCUGCGAGAACCGUUCGAAAAUCUAUCGGGAUAUCGAGCGACGCGCAAAAGGGAAGCAAAGGGCGGACAAUCGGCUCUCGUAGCAGCAGCAGCAGUGGCAGUAGCAUGGGCCAGCAGUCUCUGUUGAAUCGUUCAACGAUCGAGAAAGUACCAGCUACGAAGAGCAAGCUGAUCCAUCCUCGAGCUGGAACCAGAAACCACGGUUUCAUGAGACCAACGGCCGCGAGCGUGAACAAGGGCUCCAUUCCGAAUCUUCCCAGAAGUAUCAAAGGUUUGGUCAAGUGAUUCUCUCCCAUCGCUCUAGGGAAGCUCCGUUGUGCCAUCGCUCGAUGCGCGUGUCGUAAAACAUGCCUGCUCGAGAUUGCGAAAAAGUCGACUGAUCCAUACACUUUGCGCUUCCGUUAUUUUAUACGUUAUCUACGAUUUAGAGCAAUUUUCUUACAUUCGCGCGUCUAUCGUGUCGCGUAGACGCAGGUGUUCUUUCGGUUGCUACCGUUAAGGGUUGACGUUUAACCCCCCACUGCAUGGGACUUUAUUUCUCCUUAAUUAAUCAAAGAGUUAAACGAUGAGUUAUCGAAUUUGUAGAGGAUCUGUAAAAUUGGCUUUGUCAACGUCCAUUGUGUUCCUAAUCGGGCACGUUAUGCGAUGGAGGGUUAAGAACGUCGACGAAUUAAUCGUUUUAAAUUAACUUGGUUAUAUUAACAUAAGUUACAUAGUGGCAUUAUACCUGCAGACACGCGCAACGGAAAUGUAAAUUGCGCGUGGUCAUGGUACACUUAGAUGUCAGAUACGCUUGUCUGGUCGCAUCGCGAACGUCUGCGUCGCGAGAACCGGCAAUCUACGAUAGAACAUGUAUAUGUCGAACGAUGCGGCGCGCCAUGACGGACGGUUUAAUACAAUUUUCGUGUCCUAACGUCGUUUUGCAUCGGAUCACAGUCGAAGUCUCUUAUAAUUUAUGUCGAGUUAGCUAGUACGUUUAAGUAAUAAUUCCUUCCCUUAGAAUACAGUUUCAGAUAUGUAAUAUAUAUAAGUGUACUAACUAAGCGUGUACGACAUAUGUAAGUUUCAUCGAUGAUAGUACGCAUAUUGUAGACCAUGAUCAUUAGUAAAUUAACGAACUAAAUAAACGUAAUCUAAUUUUGUUCAAGAGACGAUUGCGCGAAAUCGCCCGCCGCUCUGGAAGCGUUAUCAAGAAGCGUGCGAUACCGGCGCCCUUGAAUGAAUCGAAUAAAGAAGGAUGAUUAAAACAA